Messenger RNA from Amblyraja radiata (thorny skate), 2117 nucleotides. Its product is annotated as serine/threonine-protein kinase PDIK1L-like. Lineage: Eukaryota; Metazoa; Chordata; Chondrichthyes; Rajiformes; Rajidae. Bases 228 to 1214 code for a protein of 328 amino acids. The transcript is spliced from 3 exons. The record is from RefSeq and is a predicted model, not a curated record. Gene Ontology annotation, biological process: protein phosphorylation; negative regulation of G2/MI transition of meiotic cell cycle. Gene Ontology annotation, molecular function: ATP binding; protein kinase activity. Gene Ontology annotation, cellular component: nucleus; cytoplasm.
UUGUAAGUGUACAUCGUUGUCCCUUCUGGCGAGGUGUGUGGUCGUUAGAAAGAUUGUUGAGGGUUCUUUGAAAGUGUGGCUUCAGGAAGACAAGGUGCUCUGGUGGUGGGAGAGGGGUUUAACAUUAACCCGCGUCGUUCUGUUUCUCUGGACAAUUCGCAAGGCCAUCCUCUGAGGUUGUGGGCCGACUGUAGUGAGGAGGCCUCCGGCCGGUCUUAUCGCCUGCCAUGGCGCAAGGGCCCAAGUACAAGAUACUGAGGGAACUAGGCCGUGGGAGUUACGGUGUUGUCUACGAAGCGGUGACCAAGACCGGGGUCAGAGUUGCCGUGAAGAAACUGCCGUGUGACUCACCCGUGAACUCCGAGUUGGCUCUGCAGGAGUUCUGGGCUCUGAGUCGGGUGAGGAAAAGGCAUCCGAACGUGAUCUGGCUGGACGAGUGUAUCCUGCAGAGAGACCGGACCAUGCAGAAACUGAGCAGGGGGUCGCUGGAAUCCGACAGCCACCUGCAGCUGGUUGAGACCUGCUUGAAGGGGAAGUGUUGCUUCGAACCCCGGUCCUCCCACUGCCUGUGGUUUGUGAUGGAGUUCUGUGAUGGAGGGGAUCUCAACGACUACCUGCUGAGCCGAGCCCUAGACUGCGGACUCAACCUCCACUUCAUGCAACAGCUGAGCGCCGCCGUGGCUUUCCUGCAUCUCAACGCGAUUGUCCAUCGAGACCUAAAGCCGGACAACGUCCUGGUCGCCAGCAGUCCCGCGGGACCUGUUGUCAAGGUGGCUGAUUUUGGCUUGAGUAAGUGUCAAAGCAAAGGCAGUGUGAGCCAGUGGCAGGUGUCUGAAGCCUGUGGUUCCGAUUUCUACAUGGCCCCUGAGCUCUGGGAAGGGCAGUACUCGAACAAGGUGGACAUCUUUGCCCUUGGGAUCAUCUUCUGGGCCAUGAUGGAGAGACUCACUUUUCGAGAAGCAGAGUCUGAGAAAGAACUGUUGGGCAUGUAUCUAUCUCGAGGACGUCACUUAGUUCCAGUGGGAAAGGCAUUGAUGGAGAAUCCCAGCCUGGAGCUUGCAAUCCCUAUGAAUAGUAAAAGAUCUCUGAGCAAAGGUAUCCAGAAGCUUCUGCAAGACAUGUUGGCUUAUAACCCCCGGGAGCGACCUGAUGCUUUUAGUCUUGGAGCUCAAAUUGAGCAGGUUAUUUUCACCGGAGCAAGGCUGAGGAUGUAAUGGCAAUCAUUGCAGGUUGCUACUUUCCUGCAGUUCUGAAAACAAUGGGAAGAAAUAUUCAUCUGUAUUAUUACAACGGAUUCUGGCUAUUACAACAUAUUCUGUCUUUUGUAUGUAAUUGUUGUAUUGGGUGCAUCGUUUUUUUUCUUUUUUUUGCCUUGCAAGCUGCAGUUCCAUAGAUCUUGAAAGGUUUGUGAUUCUUGAUUCAAAGACUGCUUUCAAAACACUUAUUUCCCCAGAGAGAAGCGAAGGACUUAAUUUAAAAGGCUAGGCUGAGCUUUGAACAGCCACUCUUGUCAAAGAGUGCCUGUUGAAAGUUGGAUGUCAGAGUUCCAGACACUUACUUCACUGACUCGCUAGGAAGCUAAUCAGUUCUGCUGACUUCACCCGGUGCUGCUGAUCAGAAGCCUGGGGUCGGGUCAUCUCCGAGUGGUAAAUUGUCUUCGUACUUGAUCUAUUGUCUAGCUUCCUGGGACCUUUCCUCUUCUCCUGUUGGGUGAAUAAAUAAUUGGUGCUCUUUUGAUCUUUGUGUAUCCAUUUUUGAGGUGGAUGGACUUUGGUGCUUGUUUUCCAGUAACGCUUGCUGUAACUCAUUGUGCAUCUCUAGAUGGCACUACCUUGUGGCAAUUCUGGCUACUUCUGCUUUGUAAUGCUGGAGUAAAGGGCAAAGUAGGGUAAUACAGUGAGUGAAGAAAAGGUUUGAAUAUGUGAUACAGACAUCUGCCCUGGCAUUCCUUUUAAGAAUCUCUCUCGUAGCCUCAGCUGCUCUUGCUUUUGAAUAUGUUGUGCUUUCUUGCUUUUAAAAAUAAUAAUAAUAAUAAUAAUGAGCUUAAGUAAGUUAUCAAUUUUUUGAGUAGAUUCUGUCCUGAGAAUUUGGUGCUUGUGGAUGUUCCGUUCAUGUUU